Molecule: messenger RNA, 2670 nt
Organism: Ochotona princeps (American pika)
Lineage: Eukaryota; Metazoa; Chordata; Mammalia; Lagomorpha; Ochotonidae
Gene: SLC27A4
Product: solute carrier family 27 member 4
Exons: 13
Coding region: 271-2202 (643 amino acids)
Biological process (GO): medium-chain fatty acid transport; very long-chain fatty acid catabolic process; long-chain fatty acid import into cell
Cellular component (GO): microvillus; endoplasmic reticulum membrane; plasma membrane
Molecular function (GO): long-chain fatty acid transmembrane transporter activity; long-chain fatty acid-CoA ligase activity
Source: RefSeq, a predicted model, not a curated record
UCGCCUCUCCUCGCCUCUCCUCGCCGCGGGGAAGGCGCGGGAGGCGGCGCUGUGGCCGGCACGGCCGGUUUGGGGUUGCGGGAGGCGGGCGGGGGAGGAGCACGACGGACGAGCGGGCGGGCCGGCCCGGCCGGGCGUAGAACGUUGCCUCAAACCCGGCUCUGUGCGCCCAGGGGCGGCUGAUGCCCCCGGCGCUCCCCACUCCGCUGCCGCAGCCGGGCCGCAUCGGGACGGGGCGCCGCCGCACGGCGGAGCCGACGCCGGGUCACGAUGCUGCUCGGAGCGUCUUUGGUCGGGGUGCUGGUGUUCUCCAGGCUGGUGCUGAAGCUGCCCUGGACACAGGUGGGAUUUUCCCUUCUACUUCUCUACCUGGGCUCUGGCGGCUGGCGCUUCAUCCGAGUCUUCGUCAAAACCAUCCGACGGGACCUAUUUGGUGGCCUGGUGCUCCUGAGAGUGAAGGCGAAGGUGCGGCGGUACCUGCAGGAGCGGGCGACUGUGCCCGUGCUGUUUGCUGCUACCCUCCGGCGCCAGCCCGACAAAACGGCCCUGAUCUUCGAGGGCACCGACACUCACUGGACCUUCCGCCAGCUAGAUGACUACUCGAGCCGCGUGGCCAACUUCCUGCAGGCCCGGGGCCUGGCCUCAGGCGAAGUGGCUGCCCUCUUCAUGGAGAACCGCAACGAGUUCGUGGGCCUGUGGCUGGGCAUGGCCAAGCUGGGCGUGGAAGCGGCGCUCAUCAACACCAACCUGCGGCGCGAUGCCCUGCGCCACUGCCUCACCACCUCCCGUGCACGGGUCCUCAUCUUUGGCAGCGAGAUGGCCCCAGCUGUGUGUGAAAUCCAUCCCAGCCUGGACCCCUCCCUCAGCCUGCUGUGCUCCGGCUCCUGGGAACCCAGUGCCGUGCCCGCUGGCACAGAACACCUGGACCCCUUGCUGGAGGCUGCCCCCAGGCACCUGCCCAGUCGCCCUGACAAGGGCUUCACAGACAAGCUCUUCUACAUCUACACGUCCGGCACAACGGGAAUGCCCAAAGCUGCCAUUGUGGUACACAGCAGGUAUUACCGUAUGGCCGCCCUGGUAUACUACGGAUUCCGCAUGCGGCCCAACGACAUCAUCUAUGACUGCCUGCCCCUCUACCACUCAGCAGGGAACAUCGUGGGAAUUGGCCAGUGCCUCAUCCACGGCAUGACCGUGGUGAUCCGCAAGAAGUUCUCAGCCUCUCGCUUCUGGGACGAUUGUAUCAAGUAUAACUGCACGAUCGUGCAGUACAUCGGUGAGCUAUGCCGCUACCUCCUGAACCAGCCCGAGCGAGAGGCUGAGACCCAGCACCAGGUGCGCAUGGCCCUGGGCAACGGCCUCCGGCAGUCCAUCUGGACCAACUUUUCCAGCCGGUUCCGCAUCCCCCAGGUGGCCGAGUUCUACGGAGCCACUGAGUGCAACUGCAGCCUGGGCAACUUUGACAGCCAGGUGGGUGCCUGUGGCUUCAACAGCCGCAUCCUAUCCUCUGUGUACCCAAUCCGACUGGUCCGCGUCAAUGAGGACACCAUGGAACUGAUCCGGGGACCGGAUGGCGUCUGCAUUCCCUGCCAGCCAGGCGAGCCAGGCCAGCUGGUGGGCCGCAUCAUCCAGCAAGACCCCCUGCGCCGUUUCGAUGGCUACCUCAACCAGAGUGCCAACAACAAAAAGAUUGCCAAGGACGUCUUUAAGAAGGGGGACCAGGCCUACCUCUCUGGUGAUGUGUUGGUGAUGGAUGAGCUCGGAUAUGUGUACUUCCGGGACCGCACAGGAGACACGUUCCGCUGGAAAGGGGAGAACGUCUCCACGACUGAGGUGGAGGGCACGCUCAGCCGCCUGCUGGACAUGGCCGACGUGGCGGUGUACGGCGUCGAGGUGCCUGGCACUGAGGGCCGGGCUGGAAUGGCGGCCAUUGCCAGCCCUGUUGGCGCCUGCGACUUGGAGCACUUCGCACAAGUACUUGAGAAGGAACUGCCCCUGUACGCCCGCCCCAUCUUCCUGCGCUUCCUGCCCGAGCUGCACAAGACAGGGACCUACAAACUCCUUAAGACAGAGCUGCGGAAGGAGGGCUUCGACCCGGCUGUCGUGAAAGACCUGCUGUUUUACCUGGACGCUCGCCAGGGCCGCUAUGUUCCCCUUGACCAGCAGGCCUACACCCGCAUCCAGGCGGGCGAAGAAAAGCUGUGAUUUGCCCCCCUCCACAUCCCUCUGAGGAUUCUGGGCGAGGCCAGACCAAAGCAAGCUGGGCCUGGCACCUCCACCCUAAGGUGCUGACCCCUCCCCCCACCACUGCCAAGGGACUCACUGCCGCCUCCCUGCCUGCCAGCCUAUGGAGGUUUUCCGUGAAAGCCUCCUACGCAGGCUCCAUCUCUUAGGCCAGAAAGGCCCUCCUCUGGACAGUGUCUCGAGUCAGACAGGGCAGGGAGUGAUCCUGCCCCAAGUGGGGGAGAACAGAGAGCUUGGCAAUGGGACCAAGGCGGAGGCUCCCAGACUCAGCCCGCCAAGUGGGCAUGGGCAGUGGUGGGCACUGAGUGAGUGAUGGGAAUGCCAACCCAAAGCCACCUCGCUUACCCCUGGCCUGCUCCCAGUUCUGGGGUACAAGAAGAUCCCAUAUGGGCCCCAACAUCCCCCUGUCCAGCAAGAUGUUGGGACGGA